Molecule: messenger RNA, 1140 nt
Organism: Musa acuminata subsp. malaccensis (wild Malaysian banana)
Lineage: Eukaryota; Viridiplantae; Streptophyta; Magnoliopsida; Zingiberales; Musaceae
Product: noroxomaritidine/norcraugsodine reductase
Molecular function (GO): oxidoreductase activity
Source: RefSeq, a predicted model, not a curated record
GAUGUGACCCGAAAGAUGACGAAAGCCAUGAGAGUUGAUUUAUUUGAUGUAUGGUCGACGAUUCUUUAUGCCUGUUCAUUGACAGUGAAGAAGUUCCAUGGUCUGUCGGCCGAAGGAGAGGAGACAACUAUGCAGGAUGAAGCCGAUUUCAGGGCCAACAGCAGAGAAGAUAGAUGGUCUUUCCGUGCGACAACAGCUUUGGUCACCGGAGGCACCAAAGGGAUCGGGCAUGCCAUAGUCGAAGAGCUAGCUAGGUUUGGAGCAGCCGUCCAUACCUGCUCUCGCAACGAAGCAGAGCUCAGCAGAUGCUUACAAAGAUGGGAAGCCAUGAACCUCAAGGUCACAGGGUCCGUGUGCGACGUCUCCUCUCCGGUUGAGAGAGAGAAACUAAUGGAGGAUGUCAAGUCCAUCUUCCAUGGAAAGCUCAACAUUCUGGUCAACAACGCAGGAACGGGCUUUCAGAGACGGGUGACGGACGUGACUCCUGAGGACUUCAAGCUGCUGACGAGUACCAACUUGGACUCUGCCGUCCAUUUGAGCCAGCUCGCUCAUCCUCUUCUCAAGGCAUCAGGAAGUGGCAACGUUGUGUUCAUCUCCUCCAUAACAAGCCUCGUCGGCAUCGAUACUCUAGCCGUCUAUGCGGCAACCAAAGGCGCAAUGAAUCAGCUCACCAGGAGCCUCGCUUGUGAGUGGGCGAAGGAUAACAUCCGAGCAAACUGCGUUGCGCCCGGUUACAUCAGGACGCCACUCAUCGAGCCGUUAUGCGAAAACGAGGAGUUUGUGGCGAAGGAGACUAAUCGUAUCCCUCUUGGACGUCUGGGUGAGGUCGACGACGUGGCACCGGUGGUCGCUUUCCUCUGUCUUCCUGCUUCUCGCUAUGUCAAUGGCCAAGUCGUGGUUAUCGACGGAGGUCGAACUGUGAACGGCAACCGAUGCUCGGAGACAUUGAUGCGUGCAGAAGCAGACAGUCGUGUCGCUUCGCCAAUCGAGAUUGCCGAUUGGGAAUUCCAAUGGCCAGAAAUUAGAGCUGAGUUUUGAGAUUCAACUUGCAAGGAACCUUUCGUCCCAUCGGAGGCAUUUUAGAUUAUUCAAUGUCGUAUCAGAUUGUACUAUAAUUGAUAAAGGAAAGGGUGCUCGAUG